UUACAGACAUGUGGGAUAUCAAUUAUAUUUGGACGAAUAGUAUCUUUCGACCGUUAACUAAGAAAAUGUGAAACCUUCAUUGAGAAAAUGUAAAACUUUCAGGAAGAUGACGAAAGUGACAAAUAAAAAAGACGAUGAUGCUAAUGAUUUACGGCCAACGAAUCAAGCUGCUGUUGCGCCUGACAAUUUGCUGGUUGAGUUACUGGAACCGAACCCUGCUGUGCAAACAGAGUAUUUUCUUGAAGCUUGUUCGAACAAAGAAGGCGAGAUUACUAACAGUACAAGCGCUAUUGGUAAUGGUUGUGAAUCGAUCGAUAACAAUGAAGAGAGUGCAGGUAAUGAUGGCAAAACGAAUCAGCAUGAACUGAAAAUUUCCGACGUUCCUGUGAAGACAGAAGCCAUUAGAAUAGCGAAUGAGAGAGAGAAAGAAAAAUUACAAAGUGAUGGUGACAGCAGUGAUGGAAAUAAAGAGGGAAUGACGGUAGAUAAUGAUGAGAAAAGCGGAAAUUCCGAAAACAGUAGUGAUACUAUUGAUGAAAACAAUGAUGAUGAUGACAUAGGAGAAGUGGACAAAGAAAUACCUGGAGAGACCGACGAUGAAGAAUAUGUGGUGGAAAAAAUUCUUGAUAGACGAUAUAAUCGACGGAGGAAAAGAAUCGAAUAUUUGAUCAAAUGGGCGGGAUAUGACAAUGAAAGCGAAAAUACAUGGGAAUCUGCAGAAAAUUGUAAAUCUGCUCCUGAUGCGAUUCGUGAAUAUGAGGAAAGUCUGAAGAAAAAUGCGACGAAGUAUUUGCUACGAAGUAGACCAGUAACAAUGGGAAGCGGUUCAAAUGAUGACGAAAAGGAACCAUCAAAAUUCCUAAAAAGGAAAACAGAUGAAAUUAAGAAGGAAUUAUAUUCCGAAGAAAAUAGCAGUGAUGACAGUGAAGAAAUUUCGUCAAAACGUACUAAAGUUGACUGCAUUCUUGGUGUUAAAAAACAGGAUAAUGAAAUCCUGGCAGUGGUGCGUUUUGAGGACGGACGCUAUGACCUUAUACCAACUCAGGUGUUGGUCAGCAAAUGUCCAAAGAAACUAGUGAAUUAUUAUGAGAGAUCAUUAAAGUUCGUCUCAUCGUGAGGAUAUGGAACGUUGUUUUCUUCGAGAAAUAGUUUCAAUUUGUUUUCUUUCUGCGUGAUUCCUGGAUCAUGCUUUUUGCGAGUUUCAGUUUUUUUUUUUUUUCUGUUCGUAAUACAUUAACUUUGUUAGUGUGUGGAAGCCAUUUGACAAACAGCGCG
This is a messenger RNA of Loa loa (African eye worm), 1275 nucleotides long. RefSeq lists its product as hypothetical. Gene Ontology annotation, molecular function: chromatin binding. The record is from RefSeq and is a predicted model, not a curated record. Gene Ontology annotation, biological process: chromatin organization; negative regulation of transcription by RNA polymerase II. Bases 107 to 1117 code for a protein of 336 amino acids. NCBI's taxonomy places the organism in Eukaryota, Metazoa, Nematoda, Chromadorea, Rhabditida, Onchocercidae. Gene Ontology annotation, cellular component: nucleus; pericentric heterochromatin. The transcript has 9 exons.